This is a messenger RNA of Kazachstania africana CBS 2517, 582 nucleotides long. RefSeq names its product aminoacyl-tRNA hydrolase (gene PTH1). The record is from RefSeq and is a predicted model, not a curated record. The transcript has a single exon. Gene Ontology annotation, molecular function: peptidyl-tRNA hydrolase activity. Lineage: Eukaryota; Fungi; Ascomycota; Saccharomycetes; Saccharomycetales; Saccharomycetaceae. The coding region runs from base 1 to 582 and encodes 193 amino acids.
AUGGAACUGUACAGUAAAAAGCUUGGUCUCGCCUGUAUUACUGGGAUAGGUAAUAUGGAGCCUCAGUACGCCAUGACAAGACACAAUGUAGGCAUAUGCUUUGUGGAUUAUCUGAAAGAUUACUUAUUGCGAGGCCAGCAACCUAAAGAAUUCAAGAAAUGCCGUUCUGCGCCCUACGUCAAAUAUCUGUGUAUAUCAAAUCAAUUAGUUCUACUACGCUACGACGGGAACUUCAUGAAUCUUAGUGGUAAGUAUGUAGUCCCCAUAUGGAGCCAAUUACCGAAUAGGCAUGAAGUCAGACAUAUAGUAGUCCACGAUGAUUUGAGUCUUCCCGUGGGAAAAGUGCAACUACGGAAGCCAGAAAGCAGUCUGAGAGGUCACAAUGGGCUGAAAGACAUUGCAAAAUACUAUGGAAAUCGCUUUCAUAAGCUCUCAGUCGGUGUUGACAGGCCUGAAAGUAGAGAUAGUGAUAUCGUCGCAAAAUACGUUCUAAAUAAGUUCAAUACCAGAGAGGUCGAAGUGCUUCAAAGUGAAUCCUUUCCAAGUGCUUGCAAUCUUCUGGAGAAAAUGUUGUUGUCAUAA